Oldenlandia corymbosa var. corymbosa is the source of this 4104-nucleotide messenger RNA. The record is from the annotation of a GenBank genome assembly. NCBI's taxonomy places the organism in Eukaryota, Viridiplantae, Streptophyta, Magnoliopsida, Gentianales, Rubiaceae.
GGGACACGGAACUGAAGCCUAUAAAUUGCGCCUAAUCAACGGAAUCUUUUAGCAAAGGAAGCACAGCUCUCAGUGCUAUCUUACACUGACUUCCGACGCCGAUUCCUCCGUACCUCGCCGGAAAAGCUCUUCCUCCGGAGACUAUUUUUGGAUUUACGAGCAGUGUAAUACUUUCGUGAUAUGCCAUACCUUGUGCGGGAACAUCUAUUUAUCGGGGACAUUAGUGAUGCAGCUAAAAUUCUCCAGCAUGGUAGUGAUGAAAUUACACACAUAUUAUCAGUUCUAAGCUCCACAUCAAUUUCAUUUUUCUCAGAAUGGCGAAGAGAGAUAGCGAUUCCCACAAAAGAGAUUCGGAAGGUGCAUGUAGGCAGUUUACGAAAAGAGGAUGAUUCCGUUGAUGGUGCUCGGACUUCAUUGGCACCAGAAAAGGUGCUCUACUCUUUGGAAAAUGCAGGGAAGGAUUUGAAGGUUGUAAGGAUGGCAGUGCCGUUAAGAGAUACUGAGAGUGAGGAUUUAUUGGACUACUUGGAUGUUUGUUUGGAUUUCAUCGACCAAAGUAGAAGAGAGGGUUCUGUGUUGGUGCACUGCUUUGCUGGUGUAUCAAGAAGUGCAGCUAUUAUUACAGCAUAUCUCAUGAGGAGUGAACGCCUCUCUGUGGAAGAUGCUCUUGAAUCCUUAAGGCAAAGCCGUGAAAUUGUCUGCCCUAACGAUGGUUUCCUGGAGCAGUUGAAAAUGUUUGAAGAAAUGGGGUUUAAAGUUGAUUAUGCAAGCCCCAUAUAUAAGCGAUUCCGUUUAAGAGUAUUAGGGGAUUCCUAUAACCGUGGAGAAAAGAUACACAGCUCAAAAUUUGUUGCAGAUCCGGGGUUAUCAGCUGCAAAAGUCAAUUCUGAGGUUGAAACCUCCAUUGAAAUAGAACCAGUCCGUAAACCUCUGUAUCGCUGUAAAAAAUGCCGCAGGGUUGUUGCACUGCAAGAACAUGUUGUGGAUCAUAUUCCAGGAGAGGGAGAAACUUCCUUUGGAUGGCACAAAAGGAGAAGUGGCAACUUUUUCAACAAACCUGAGGACGACGAGUGUUCAUCCAUAUUUGUCGAGCCUUUAAGCUGGAUGACGGCAGUUGAAGAAGGUGCACUUGAGGGCAAGCUGUUAUGUGCUAAAUGUGAGGGGCGCCUAGGGUACUUUAAUUGGUCUGGCAUCCAAUGCAAUUGUGGAAGCUGGAUAACACCUGCGUUCCAGAUUCAUAAAAGUCGAGUGGACGUCAGUACCAUCUAGUUUUCCCCGAGGAAGCAGACUUGCGGGAGGGGUUUACAAUGCUUCAUGUUUUUUGGAUGAUAUUUUGUUAUACUAUGGAAAGGUAUUUUGUUACUGGGAAACGAGAUAUACAUUAUUGAGAAGCAACAUUUAAGAACAGAUAUUUGAAAUUUUUAUAUGGUUUGCCUAUUGGCUAUCAGCUGAAGACUUACACACAGGGUUCUUUGUUUCAUACGAGAUUAUACUGGCAUGAAAUGAUUGGUUACUUUUGUAACUGAAAAAAUCAUGGCACAAUGUGGCUUAAUCAGUGGAGAACAUGACUGCAUUCACAGUCAUUUGAAUUUGAUUGGUUUUCAGAAUUGCAUUGCUGCCUGUUACAUAAUUGUAGCGCAACUGGUAACGUGAAAGAUACUCUUCUCUUCCAUAAUGGUAGUGCCGUUUUUACAAUGGUUUAAAGUUUAAACUUUAGAAACUUCAUUAUUAUUACUCACGAAUUGGGUAUUUGCUUUAAUAAGCUUUAUGACUUUAAAGAGUUGUUGUGUGUCUUUUGGGUUCCAUUUUUUCUGUGUUACAUAUUUGGUUGCAUCCUUAUCAGAGCUUUCAAAGCUCUACAACGAGGGAUCUGUGUUUCAAUUUUAUUAUCCAGCUACAUUCUCCCCGAAUAUGGAAAGAGUAGGUAAAACGUCACUUGCAUACCACUCUUAAACAUUGGUACAUCUUUUCUUCUUCAGACUUCUUAUUCCCUGUAUCAAGCUCCAUAAAAUGGCCAACUUUAUCAGAAUCUGUUCGUCGUUUUUCUUGAAAAGCUUACUUACUGCAUUCUCUGAUGUUGCUCUAAACUUCUUGCCGUAUAAGAUUUAACCUUCUAACAAGCCUGACUAUUCAUUUUUCCCACAAGAACUGAGGUUUUCGUUCUUUCCAAAGGUCAAACUGCAACAAUGGCUGCGUAUAAGGUGUCCUUGCAGGCCUGCACACAUUUAAGGUAGUAUCUUGGUUUUCCAUCUUCUGAAAUUUUAAUGUAGGUGUAAAAUGCUUUGAUUUUCGGUCAGAAACAUCUUUUCAGUUGUGUCCGUUUUCAUUAUCACACACCCAAAUUUUCCUUCUUUGGUAUUCAGCACGCCCUUUAGUUACAUCAACAAGCUAUAUCUUAUUAACGAGUGUUUUAUACUUCUCCCUCGUUGUUUUUAAGCCAUUUUGACUAGUUUAUAACUCGCGUGGCAUAUCAAAGUAAAACUGCUUGUGGCAUAUCAAAGUAAAGUAAAAAAAAAAAAAUAGGGAGGAAAAAAACAAAAACUAUUCCAACGAGAAUUAGACAUAAUUACAAUGUUGUAAGAGUUGUUGAUCGUUAUCAUCGAUUUGCAAGGCUCCAUAUUAAUUUGUUGUACUCCCUUUAUCUCAAAAUUAUUGUCUAGUUUAAGAUUUCAAUCUUAGUUUAAUUUGUACUAGAAAUGAAAAGGUUUGGACAAUAAUUUCGGGGCGGAGGGGAGUAAUAACUAUAGUUAUCGUGUUUCUGUUUGAUGAUCCUGAUUUCUCUAGUUCUAUUGCUUCCUAAUUGCUUUGCUCUGAGGACUUUGUCAGGCCGAAGAAAGACAAUAAUCCUAGAAAUUAAAGCCAAAGAUAAGUGGCGAUUAGCAAGAUGAUGAGGCUUUCCGGGUCACCUUUCUUUCCAUCCCUCCAUAACCCACCCACAUCAAAUGAUCAUAAGAAAGCACAUUAACCUCAUCCCAGAUUGAAUGCCACACUCCUCCGCAAGCCUUUCAAUCAUCCUCUUCAUCGGAGCGCAACGAUGACGUCUUCUUGGUUCAGUAAUUCAACUUGGAAACGGAUUUUCAGCUAAUUGAAACAGAUUUUGUAAGACUAAUGUUUUCUUUUUUAUUUUUUUGGGAUCAACUCGAAGAUACACAGCAAGUUUCAUGUUCAAAUUUAAUACCACAUAAUUUGUUCCUGGACUAUAAAGUAGCAUUUCAUAGUUGCGCACAUAGUAGUUAGUAGUUAGUAUAGCGCGAUACGCGAUACGUAAAUCGAGCACUUGGAGAAUCUCCGCUUCAGUUAUCUUGAUCAGCGUGCCAGAUUCUUCCAAAGGUUUUAUCAGCGUUGUUUUAUGUUUGAGAUAUCAGUCUGUAGCCAUACGGGUUCCUUCGUAAAGAUCACUUGCCACCGUCUCUGAAACAACUCCUUCAGCAAGACUCCACCAAUGGCGCCAUCUAAAAGAUGAACCCUUUGAACUUCCGCCCUGCAAACAAAAGCUGCUGUAGCUAUGUUCUGAAAGGUAUCCAAAUCGUCGGAUGCGCCUCUCUUGGCCCCCAAUGGCAAAACCAGGUUCACCCUGACCAACCGCUUUCACAUAACUAGCUGCUGUCUCACUUUGUUGAGCACGUUGUCGAAUCAACUCGUCGGCAUCUUCAAGAGUUGGGGAGUUUCUAAGACGACCGUGCUCAUCGAGAAUCGGCCCAUGUAGUAUAUAGAUUAGCUUCUCAGCUCCAAGAGCCAAGGCACAGGCGGUAGCAAAUUCAUAUGUGUUGCAAUUUAAAACUUCUCCCGAGCUGGAACACCCAAGAUUGGUUAAGAUGACUAUAUAUAUGGAGUACCUUGAGAAUGUCCGGAAAAUUUCGAUUAGGCCCUCUUGAGGAGAAUCCGGCAACCUUGGGUGCACUUACAUCUUUAGCAGCUACAGUUGUUAAUAUGUUCCCUGUGGGGGACCUAUAAGUCGUGGUCUAAAAUAUGUUAAACUCAAGCUCCAUCCGCCGGCUUUCCUCCUCCCUCCUUCCUUCAGAAUCCGGCCGACAAAUAAAAUACCAUUGCCUCUUAAGUCCGCCACUUCCGAAUCAAAAUCCGGCCGUCUCUGGCGAAUUAAAG